Drosophila arizonae is the source of this 1108-nucleotide messenger RNA. RefSeq names its product mitochondrial transcription factor B1 (gene mtTFB1). Gene Ontology annotation, biological process: rRNA methylation; transcription initiation at mitochondrial promoter. NCBI's taxonomy places the organism in Eukaryota, Metazoa, Arthropoda, Insecta, Diptera, Drosophilidae. The record is from RefSeq and is a predicted model, not a curated record. Gene Ontology annotation, molecular function: rRNA (adenine-N6,N6-)-dimethyltransferase activity; mitochondrial transcription factor activity. Gene Ontology annotation, cellular component: mitochondrial matrix.
UUACUCCGUAUCGCCUUAGUUAGUUUGUAAGCUCUUGUUCUUCAAUUUCAGUUUUACACCAUUUCUAAAAUCGUUGCGUAACUACUAAUAACACUAUGUCUCAAGCCUCGGCGCGCAUCCUCAGCAGCGGCAUGCGGCUGCCGCCGCUGCCCAGCAUCCGGGAUCUGGUGAAGCUAUACAAGCUGCAGGCCAUGAAGCAGCUCAGCCAGAACUUCCUCAUGGACGAGCGACUAACGGACAAGAUAGUCAAGUCCGCCGGCCGCAUAGAUCACAAUGAUAUUGUCUUGGAGGUGGGCCCGGGACCCGGAGGCAUAACGCGUUCCAUUCUACGUCGCCAGCCACAGCGUCUGCUGCUAGUCGAAAAGGAUGCCCGGUUCACCGAGACACUGCAGCUGCUGCGCGAAUGCGCCCGCCCGCUGGACAUGGAAGUGGAGAUCUAUCACGAGGACAUUCUGCGCUUCAACAUCGAACAGCAUGUGCCCGACACCACGCAGCGCCUGCAUCUUAUAGGAAAUCUGCCAUUUGCCAUCUCGACACGGCUGCUCAUCAACUGGUUUGACGAUCUGUCCCGGAGACGCGGCGCAUUCAGAAGAAACGACACCUGCAUGACGCUCACCUUCCAGAAGGAGGUGGCCGAACGCAUCUGCGCUCAGGUGGGCAGCGAACAACGCUGUCGCCUCUCGGUAAUGUCGCAGAUAUGGACUGAGCCAGUGCUCAAGUUCAUCAUACCUGGCAAGGCGUUUGUGCCCAAGCCACAGGUGGACGUUGGAGUCGUCAAAGUGAUUCCUCUGAAACGACCAAAGACGGAACUACCCUUUCCACUCGUGGAGCGCGUCGUACGUCACAUCUUCAGCAUGCGUCAGAAAUAUUGUCGUCGUGGCUACAGCACGCUGCUGCCUCCAGAAGGCCGAGAGGAGACGACACAGGCGCUCUUCCAGCGCGCCGAUGUUAAGGAUACUAUGCGACCCUUCGAGUUGUCUGUGGCUGAGUGCCUCCGCCUGGCCGAUGCCUAUGCGGAUCAUCUGGUCGCACAUCCCGAGGUGGCUAACUACGAUUACCGGGCGCCCAAGCAGGCGCUGAAUUGAGACUCCACUUAUGUUAUAUAUAU